Messenger RNA from Sinocyclocheilus grahami, 1351 nucleotides. It is a transcript of the gene cdc123, whose product is annotated as cell division cycle 123 homolog (S. cerevisiae). Bases 70 to 1146 code for a protein of 358 amino acids. The record is from RefSeq and is a predicted model, not a curated record. Gene Ontology annotation, cellular component: cytoplasm. The transcript is spliced from 13 exons. NCBI's taxonomy places the organism in Eukaryota, Metazoa, Chordata, Actinopteri, Cypriniformes, Cyprinidae.
UAGUUAUUGGUACUACAGUUAUGCCGGGAUGUUUUUGAGGUUGCGCAGAUUAUCAGUGUUUUAGGCAGCAUGAAGAAAGAGCAGGUUGUAAACUGUCAGUUUUCUGUUUGGUAUCCUUUAUUCAAGAAACACACUAUUAAGAGCUUGAUUCUGCCUAUACCUCAAAAUGUAAUCGAUUAUUUAUUAGAUGACGGGACACUUGUGGUUUCUGGCAGUGAGCACAUCAAUUCGCAAACACAGAUCAAUAACAGUGACUCGGACGAGGAGGACGUUCAGUGGACUGAUGAUGAAACUACCACAGCUGUUACGGCCCCAGAAUUCCCAGAGUUCAACAUAAAGGUGCAAGAGGCAAUAAACGUUCUAGGUGGGUGCGUCUUCCCGAAACUGAACUGGAGCGCCCCUCGGGAUGCUAACUGGAUUGCUCUGAACAGUUCUUUACAGUGUCAGAGUCUAAGCGACAUCUUCCUCCUUUUCAAAAGUUCAGAUUUUAUAACGCAUGACCUCACACAGUCAUUCCUCCACUGUAGUGAUGAUUCUCCAGACCCAACCAUAAACUAUGAGUUGGUGUUGAGAAAAUGGAGCGAGCUUAUUCCAGGAGCAGAAUUCCGCUGCUUUGUGAAAGAAAACAAAGUAAUUGCAAUCAGUCAGAGAGAUUACACACAACAUUACCAGCACAUCGCCAAACAAGAGGCCAGCAUCUCCUCCUCUAUACUGGAAUUCUUCAGAGAUCACAUCCAAUACCAAUUCCCAGACGAGGACUUCGUCCUGGACGUUUACAGAGAUAGCUCAGGGCGUGUGUGGUUGAUUGACUUCAACCCGUUUGGUGAAGUCACAGACUCUUUGCUUUUCACGUGGGAGGAGCUAACAUUUGGCAAAUAUCUCACAGCCAGUCAAACGCAAGAAGACGCAACACCACAGGACGGACCUGCAUUCCGUUACACCACCAGUGAAGUCACGGUGCAGCCCAGCCCAUGUCUGUCCUACAGAAUCCCACGAGACUUCCUGGACCUGACCACAGGGGAAGAUGCCUAUAAGCUCAUUGAUUUUCUUAAGCUGGUGAGUGAGAUGGGGAUGAGAACAACAGAGACAAGGACCUCUGUAGAAAAAGCAGAAUGCAGUUGGUCAGCAGGAAGAGGAGGAGUCUGAUGAAGAAGGGGAGGAACCUUAGUAGGUUUACUUUAAAUCCUGCUUGAAUAGACCUGCCUGUAUUUUUCAAGUGAAUUGGAAGAUCUUGAUUGGCUACUUCAGGGUUCAAAUUAAAUUGAGGUACCAGACUUUGUAGAAAGCUCUCCUUGCUGUUUAUAAUGGGAUGUUUGAUUACCAAUAAAGCCCCCGUCAAAUGCUCAGCUAA